This is a messenger RNA of Boeremia exigua, 1321 nucleotides long. RefSeq lists its product as uncharacterized. Bases 45 to 1262 code for a protein of 405 amino acids. Gene Ontology annotation, molecular function: chitin binding. The transcript has 3 exons. Lineage: Eukaryota; Fungi; Ascomycota; Dothideomycetes; Pleosporales; Didymellaceae. The record is from RefSeq and is a predicted model, not a curated record.
CCACCACGGAAACUGACUGCGCGACCAAGACGGCUUGCAACGGAAUGGAUACCUCAUUUACGACGACGCCUGGCGUUCCAGAGUGCACGCUCGAUCCGGAUGUCGCGAGGGCAAUGGAUGCUGAGGCGGCAGACGACAAGACGCGGAUUGAUGGGACUGAUAUACCAAAGGAGUACUGGCCAACAAACCCAGCGGAUUAUGAUGGAUCGAAGUUCACCCUAACGCAGUUCGGGCUGUCAGAGACAAUCACGGUUAAGAAGACCACCACAACGACGUCCCAGUCCACUACUACCAAGACGGUUGAGGUGCCGAAAGCAGCAAGCGCAAAGUGUGAUUAUAGCUAUGAAGGAUUGUUCAUGAUGUUCAGAGUCUACAAGAUCGACGGCUGGGCUGACGAUGGCGGCGACAGCCUGAAAAAAGAGGAAAAAGGCUGCGGUAGUAUGACAGCCUGGGAGUUUGUUGAAUCAAGAACGGACUGGGGAACGUGGGCCUACUUCCAGCUCCCCGUCAUUAUGAAAGCCGGAUGCGUGGAGCGCGCCAUCGUCUCGGCUGGCGGGCCGAAGUUGUCCUGUCAAGACAUGGGCGACGACGAAUGGGCGAAAGACAGUCCUCGCCGGCGCGACGCAGCGCCCAGCACCUUGCCGAGCGACAACUCGGACAGAACGCCAAAUUUCUUGCCGAGCAACAGCACAGACAAGGGGGACACGACCAACCCGUACGCGCCUAUGGUUUGGGGCGACGGUGACACGGUGACGCUCACGGCGACCAUCGAUGUGCUCGGAACGUCGACGUAUACGACUGAGAUCUACAUUGCCACAUUGGCAGAGCCAGUGUCAAGCACAGAGACGAAAUCUUUGACUACAGAGACGAAAUCCCUGAUCACAGGGACCAUGACAUCAGGAUCUACAAGAACAGCAACCACGACGACCGGAAGCACAGCCCCCACAACCACAGGCAAACUCUCACCCGACGGCUCUUGCGGCGGCGCAGACGGCUUCAUCUGCCUUGGAACUGAUUGCUGCUCCGCAUACGGCUUCUGCGGUUCUUCCACCGACCAUUGCACCGCGGGAUGCCAGAGCGCGUUUGGCACAUGUGCGGAAGGAGCCAGCAACAAAAUUUCACCCGAUGGCACUUGUGGUGGAGCGAACGAGUACUCGUGUGCUGGAAGUGGAUUCGGAGAUUGCUGCUCGGCUUACGGAUUCUGCGGUUCCUCGAGCGAUUACUGUGGUACGGGUUGCCAGGGUGAGUUUGGGACUUGUUAAAUGCUAGAAUAGGCGUAGAGAAGAGAGUAUGCCCUCUUAUAAGGCCUUUAAUAGAGUAC